Molecule: messenger RNA, 474 nt
Organism: Amoebophrya sp. A25
Lineage: Eukaryota; Dinophyceae; Syndiniales; Amoebophryaceae
Source: the annotation of a GenBank genome assembly
GAACAGCGAAUGAUCUAAGUACAAAAAUGGCACAGACCAUCCCAUUUAAUAUUAGAUUUGGUGCUGUCGCUGUCGUUUUGUCGAUGUAGUAAACUAUGAGUAUGACAAGUUAUUGCUUCACUCUUUGUUGCGCCGCUCUGCGUAUUAUCGUGUCCUGCAUUGAAGCGAGAAGGGAGCCGCGGAGGGACGACGACGUUACUAGAGAGGCUGAGCUUAAGCAGUCAAAGGCGUGCUCAUAGUCAUACCACGACCUGUUGCGGAAGUCCGCUGGCGCAAUUCACUGUGCUUGUGCCUAAGUGGAUCCGCCUGAAAAAAUCAUGGCGUUGUGGAGAUCUAUCGUAGAGCACUGGAGGCGCACACUUCGACUAGCCAACACAAGUGUGCUAAUCGUCCUUGCGCUCUGCUCGUACGCACGAGCGAGUCGUCAUGUUACGCUUGCCGUUGCUGCCAAGGAUCGUUGGGUGCCUCCAAUAU